UUGCAUCGCUGAGCAGUGCUCAGCACGGACACCCAGGCACGGCACGACCCAGCGCACAACGGACCUGGCUCCGCCGAGAUAUUUAUGUUUUCCUUUUAUCAGGCGAGAAGCAUGAACCGAUAAAGAGCCCGACGUCACCAUGGCAGCUGGAGAGUGAAGGGGGGCUUGGAUCGUGAGGAGGAGGGGAGUGACACUGCUGGUGUGUUGGGGGUGGCCUCUUCAUCCCGGUGAACAGCUUUCGGGCGCGGAGCGCUCCCGGACGCACGUAUGAUGAUGGACGGCUGGCCGCCUCUGCUGCUGCUGCUGCUGGCUCUUCUCGCCAUUGCGGGGGGCAGCCUCGGGGCAGACACAGAGGAGCGGUUGGUGGAGCAUCUCCUAAACCCAGCCCACUACAACAAACUGAUCCGUCCUGCGACUAAUGGCUCCGAGCUGGUUAUUGUGCAGCUGAUGGUGUCCUUGGCCCAACUCAUCAGUGUGCAUGAAAGAGAGCAGGUGAUGACUACUAAUGUCUGGCUAACUCAGGAGUGGCAGGACUAUCGUCUGACGUGGGUCCCAGAGGAGUUUGAUGGAAUGAGGAAGGUCAGGCUGCCCUCAAAACACAUCUGGCUGCCUGAUGUGGUGCUUUACAACAAUGCUGAUGGGGUGUACGAGGUGUCGUUCUACUCUAAUGCCGUGGUCUCCUACGAUGGCAGUAUCUUCUGGUUGCCCCCAGCCAUUUAUAAAUCAGCCUGUAAGAUCGAGGUCAAGCAUUUCCCCUUCGACCAGCAGAACUGCACACUGCGCUUCCGCUCCUGGACCUAUGAUCGAACUGAGAUCGAUCUGGUGCUCCGCUCUGACGUGGCCAGCAUGGAUGACUUCACACCCAGCGGGGAGUGGGAUAUCAUAGCCCUGCCAGGGAGACGAAACGAGAACCCAGCUGACCCCUCUUAUGUGGACAUAACGUAUGAUUUUAUCAUUCGCAGGAAGCCUCUUUUUUACACCAUAAACCUCAUCAUACCAUGUGUGCUCAUCACCUCACUGGCAAUCCUGGUCUUCUACCUGCCCUCAGACUGUGGAGAGAAGAUGACGCUCUGCAUCUCAGUGCUGCUGGCUCUCACUGUGUUCCUGCUUCUGAUUUCAAAGAUUGUCCCACCCACCUCACUAGACGUCCCUCUGGUGGGGAAGUACCUGAUGUUCACCAUGGUCCUAGUCACCUUCUCUAUUGUCACCAGUGUGUGUGUGCUCAACGUGCAUCAUCGCUCACCUACCACACACACCAUGCCCCCCUGGGUUAAACUGGUGUUCCUCAACAAGCUUCCUGCCCUGCUCUUUAUGCGCCAGCCCAGGAACAGCUGUGAGCGUCAGAGGCUACGCCAAAGAAGACGGGCCCAGGAGCAGAAGGAGGGUGGGCGCAGUGGGGAGGCAGGGGCCUUGAUGGUGGGACUUGGUCUGGGCGGUGCUGGUGGGAAUGGAGGGGGAACCUCCACUGGGUUUUUUGGCAAGAAGGACAGUGAUCCUUGUACCUGCUAUGUAAACCGGGCUUCUGUGAAACAGUUUGGAGGGGAUCUGGGAAGUGCAGGAGGGGGAUCCAUGGAUGCUCUGAACAGGACGAGAGAGGGCCGGGAAGGGGGCUCUGGAAUCUCGCCAAAGGGGAAGCAAGGAGCAGGGGGUUCUGCUCUGACCCAAUCGCUGCCGGCUCAAGCCUGCCCAGGUUUUGAGGAGGCUGUGGAAGGAGUACGUUUCAUUGCCAACCACAUGAAGAGUGAGGAUGAUGAUCAAAGUGUAAGCGAGGACUGGAAGUAUGUUGCCAUGGUGAUCGACCGCCUCUUCCUGUGGAUCUUUGUGUUUGUGUGCGUGUUCGGCACAAUGGGCAUGUUCCUGCAGCCACUCUUCCAGAAUUACACAGCCAAGACCAUCCUCCAGGCUGACCAUUCCUCAGCCACAAGCACGUUGACAGACAGCUCCCCCCCAACUAGUCAUCACAGCAGGACAACGGUCGGACAUGGGAUGGGGUGGGGGUUGGGGGAGCAAGUCUGGGUUUUACUCUAUCUGUGGAACUAGAACCAGAACUAGAACUGAACAGCAAUCACACCCAUUACCUUUAUAGUAAUGUUGUUUGCAACAAACAACAGUUUUUCUUGUAUGAAGAAAAAGCUAAACACCAUCAUACUCUGACCUGCAGUUUUUCCUCCAGAUGUUUGAUGGAGUGACCUCCCGUUUCUGGUGGAAGGGGCCCUCUCUGCUCUCCUCUUCAGCCAGGAUGCUAUGAUUUACUCCUUGUUGAACCUUAGGCCAGCAAUCAAUACUUUCCCCUUGAUGCUGACUGACUUGACACAUGACAUUCCCGCCCUCAACUAUGACAUCCCUCGCUCAUUCACAAUACUGAUUGAUGUCAGUAGGAGCAAAUCUGAAAGGGAAGGGAGGUUCAUAUCAAGGUAUGCAUUAUACAUUUAAUUUAUUUUUUCAGAGAUCCACUAUUGAGUGUAUUUUAUCAUAGCAUAGCAACGUAUCACAGUAUAGCAUUGAGUAGAUGUACUGUAUUAUUAAGAUUUCUCUAUGUGUUAGCUCAUGAAAGGGACAGAAAAGCCAAGGUACUGCACACCCUGUGGUGCACACAUUACACACAGUGUGUAUAAGACUGCGAUGGAAAAUAUAUACAGGGUAUUUGCAUUACAUAAAGAGCCAGGCUGCAUUAUUAAAUGAAAGUCACAGGGAUAAAGUCAUAGAUUACACAUGGACAGUUUAUUGCUUAGAGAGUUGUGCACAGUAAGUAGAGAAUGACAGUAGCCUGCUGUGCCAGAGCGCACAGCUGCAGUGAAAUGAGUCUAGCUCCUGAGAAAUCUGAGCCAAGAUAGUGGAAUAGUGGUCAGUGGAAGAUGAUUUUCCCAAGAUGGAAUAUUUAGAGCUCUGAGGCAAAUAUUAAUAUGGAAAAGAGUUACAUGUAAAUCAAAAUAUACUGGUGGAAUGAUGUGGAUUUUAAUAUGGAAAUGAAGCUAUUAUCUGUAUUAAUAUGUAAUUUCACAGCUGGUUAUUUUCUGUCACAUCAGAGUGUCACCUGUUCCUCCUUACUUUGUUUACUCCUCUCCUCUCCUCCAUACAUAUUUCUGCAGUGGAUUGUGUUCAUGUACGUAACAUUAAGGUCAUUGGUAUACAUGUAUGAGUCUGAGAAUGUGUGCCCUGUACCUAAUGCAUUGUCACACGUGUCAGAUACAAUGUUCAGAAGAGUAUGUGUCUGUCCGUCCGUCUCCCCCCCCACCACCACCACCAACCACCACCACUACCAAUCUAGUUGUCCAUGGACAAACACAUUUCUGACAUGUAGUCAGUUAUAGUUAUGAUAACAGUCUCUAAACAUCUAUUCAUUAAGGCAGUUUUCAUUUUUCUCAUGGACUGGCUGUCUUAUUUCCACAGCACAAGGAGAUGAAUUAAAUUUGUAGUAAACAAGCAAGAAAUUACAACAUGGAAACCACUGAAACACCCAUAUCAGGCAAUAAGUUAGAAGUGCAAAUUCACAAGUAGAAAUUAUGAAGAAAAUUGCAGUAUACAAUGUUAAAUAGUGUAAAUAUGUUUGACUUUUUAAUGACAUUGCAGCUGAGGUACAACAGAAUGACAAAAUGGAUAAUCUGACCACCACAAGGCCAAGCACAAUCCAGAUAGUGAGGAGGAAUAAAGGAGGAGAAGCUGUCAGUGUUGUGACUGCAUAGGAAUCUUUGAGAAAAAAAAAAGCUGUCUAAUCCUCAGUCACUGUCACUCUCUGUGAGUUUCCACAGCUUUUUAUGAUCGUGUGGCCAAGUCUGCAGCUCAACUCAGUUCUGGACUGGGAGCUGUGUGUAUGUGUGUGUGUCUUUCUGCCUCUGGAGGAUGGGAUUACUCAGGGGGAUACCCAGCAGAACCUGAACAAGUAUGAAAAGCCUAUCAGAGACCUGUGAAAACUGUAGGCCGCACGGCUCCACAUGGACAAAGUGCUGCUAUCCACUCUUUUUUCUCUCUUUUUGACCUUUCCAUUCUCCUUCCUUUCCUCUCACUUCCUCCCUCAUUAUGCGCACUCAGCUCUCACCUUCUCCUUCCUGAGUCUCUAAUCUGCUCCUGUGCACACCUUAACCGGUCCAAUAAAGGUUGUAGGUUCAGAUUAAUCAACGCUUGUGUCUGUCAUUGUAUCUGUCUGUGUUCCAUGUUUAACUCUCUCUGUAAAACACACACACAUACACACACACACACAAAUAUAAUUUAUAGCCUGUAAAUUACUGUAUUACCCAGACUUCCCAUUAAUCUUAUAGCACAGGAUA
Molecule: messenger RNA, 4265 nt
Organism: Monopterus albus (swamp eel)
Lineage: Eukaryota; Metazoa; Chordata; Actinopteri; Synbranchiformes; Synbranchidae
Gene: chrnb2
Product: cholinergic receptor, nicotinic, beta 2
Biological process (GO): monoatomic ion transmembrane transport
Cellular component (GO): postsynaptic membrane
Molecular function (GO): transmembrane signaling receptor activity; acetylcholine-gated monoatomic cation-selective channel activity
Source: RefSeq, a predicted model, not a curated record